UCGGCGUUGUGUCGUGCGCCCGUUGUCAAGUUGUUGACGGCGCCCUCGUUCUUUGGUGGUUUGGAGGCUUCCCCUGCGUGUGGCGCAGAGGGGUUUUGACUGUCGAGACGAGGAGGAAGAAGAAGCGGUGGAGACGGAGAGAGAGAGAGAUUGGCCAGCCGAGGUUCGUACCCGCUGCUGCCGCCGCCGCCGCCUUUUGUUUGGAGAUUGAGGCCACCAUCAUGGGCGACGACUGGAAGCAGAAGGUGCUGGCCCUGCUGACAGAGAUGCCCGAUGGCUGCACAGUGGGCGAGCUGUGCACACACUACACGCAGCGCUACCACCUCAGCCUCGCUCCCAAGAAGCACGGCUUCCUCAACACAAAGAACAUGCUGAAGUCCUUGGGGGGCCACAUCGACCACGGUUGUCUCACCAAAGGGGUCGCUAAACUGAGCGGGAUGCCGCCGUCCGCGGCACAACGAGAGGAGGAGAGUCCUCCUCCCAAAGCAAGAUGGAGGCAAUUGGAGGACGGAAGCGACGACCAUCGGCGAGAGGGCACGGAAUUUCAACGACGAGGAGGAUCGCCGUUCAAGGUGGAGGCGUCGCUUCCCGUCACGGAAGGGGCGAGCAGAGGCAACCCGCACUCGUCCCCGCGGGGUUCGAUGGUGGACAUCGGCCCGGCAGGAGCCGCGCAGAUGCGUUACCAGCAGAGUCCGGCGGAGACCACGGGGCUCGCACUUGGAGGGGUACCAGCAGUGGUGGUGCAGCAGCAGCAGCCACCUCUCAUUGGUGACUGUGUGUCACCCUGGGUGAAGAAGUUGAUCGACACACAGUCUCCAGCAAUGCCUGCUGCCGCCACCGCUUCCUCACAAGAAUGGCCGUCCAUCCUGCGCAUGAGCAAAAGUAAGCUCAAGGAAAUGCAGAGCAAGCAGAACUCGCCCGUGCAGAACGUCGAUUCGCAGUGUGGUGCUGCGUCUCAGCAGCUGCCGACUGCACAAUUGGAUGCCGUGGCCCAACCGCAGAAUCAAGAGCAGCUGCUGCCCACGCCGGAAAGAAAAGAGGUAGUACAAAAGAAACCCAAGAAAAUCCUAAGCGCGGCCGAGAAACAAGAUGCGGACAGGUACUAUGCCAGCAUGCGACAGGUCCACCAUGGCGUGAUGCAGGGGAGCCCCAGAGUGGAUCCAGGCAGGAGGCCAACUAGGUACAUGAGCGUGGAGCGCGUGAACGAGAUCGCCGCUGACUGCAUUAAGACACUCGGGGAGACUGAGCAGCAUGUGUUGCCAGAAAAGGUGAUUCAUUUGGUGUGCCAACACCUCCAGGUGCAGUUCCUCAAGGACGUGGGCAUUCGAGACAUGUUCGUUUUGCCUGUGAUGAAUGAGUUUGUCCGAACACACAGAGAAGUCAACCUAUUCAUCGAGGCCUUCGAGAAAGUGCGAUGCAUCAGCACGCUGUACGAGCUGGGCCAGUGCUUGGCCGCCCUGAAGGAAAAGCAGUUCUUUCGCGAGAUCGGCCUGGGACCGCUGUGCCGCCACCCUCUGGUGCAGCGCCUCUUUAAAGUGCCGCACUCACUCCGCGAUGAUGACAUCUACGAGAUCACCACCGUGGACAUCCUCCAGGUCUUGCCCACUUAACCCUUUUCCAUCGUUUUUUUUUCAAGCUUAUUUUGUUAAUGAUUUGAGAACCAGCCGUGGUGUAACGGUUAGCAAACUGGAGUUGGCAUUCCUGAGGUUGCCAAAUUUAAUUCCAUCUUCCGGCGCAGUAGUUGAAAUAAUUGCCAAGU
Messenger RNA from Petromyzon marinus (sea lamprey), 1759 nucleotides. The record is from RefSeq and is a predicted model, not a curated record. Lineage: Eukaryota; Metazoa; Chordata; Hyperoartia; Petromyzontiformes; Petromyzontidae.